AUGGAAAAGCCCUCCACAAUGUUGAUCGAGCAGUUACAAAGCGUCCACUCUCGUCAACGGAAGGUCAUUCAACAACUUCAGGCAGAUAACGCUAGAUUACUCAGCGAUCUCGUUGAGAUUCGUCGGGAGAGAGACUCUUUCCGAGCGGAGGCUGCGAAGCUUCGCAAGGAGCAGGCAGAACUGCACAACCGACUGGAUGAAACGUUAUCAGAGUAUCAAGAUUUGAGGCGGGAGCGUCUCACUCUUUCUCGCGCAUUCAGC
Suillus discolor is the source of this 261-nucleotide messenger RNA. RefSeq lists its product as uncharacterized. The annotation marks the transcript as partial. Lineage: Eukaryota; Fungi; Basidiomycota; Agaricomycetes; Boletales; Suillaceae. The record is from RefSeq and is a predicted model, not a curated record. The transcript has a single exon.